AUGGGGUACCCUACGUCCACUCUUCCACCCGAUUUUAUUUGGGGGUUCGCAACGGCCAGUUAUCAAAUUGAAGGUGCGACCAAUGUGGAUGGUCGUGGCCCCUCGAUUUGGGAUUCUUUUUGCAAGAUCCCUGGGAAGAUCGCUGAUGGCAGCUCGGGCGAGGUCGCAUGCGCCUCUUACAAUCGAGCUCACGAAGAUAUUGCCUUGUUGAAGGAAUGUGGUGCGCCUGCAUAUCGAUUCUCACUCUCCUGGUCUCGGAUUAUUCCUCUCGGCGGACGUAAUGACCCUGUCAAUGAAAAGGGUUUGCAGUUCUAUAUUAAAUUCGUCGAUGAUCUGCUUGCUGCCGGUAUCACCCCGAUGAUCACCCUUUUCCACUGGGAUCUCCCUGACGAACUCGAUAAACGCUAUGGUGGCUUUUUAAACAAGGAAGAGUUCGUUGCCGACUUCGCGCAUUACGCCCGACUAGUUUUUAAUGUGCUUGGGUCAAAAGUCAAACAUUGGAUUACAUUCAAUGAGCCUUGGUGCAGCAGUGUGCUAGGAUAUAGCACAGGAUCGUUUGCUCCUGGUCGCACAAGCGAUCGAAGCAAGAGUCCCAUCGGCAAUAGCGCAACGGAGCCGUGGAUAGUGGGUCACAAUAUCCUAAUAGCCCAUGGUACAGUGGUUAAGAUCUACCGCGACGAAUUCAAGGGAGAAGAUGGCCAGAUUGGAAUCACACUAAAUGGCGACUGGGCUGAACCUUGGGAUCCUGAAAACCCCGCUGACGUGGAAGCAUGCACUCGUAGACUCGAGUUUGCUAUGUCGUGGUUUGCAGACCCGAUUUAUCAUGGUAAAUAUCCUGAUAGCAUGGUCAAGCAGCUCGGAAAUCGACUUCCUACCUGGGAACCGGAAGAGAUUGCUCUUGUAAGGAAUAGUAAUGACUUCUUCGGAAUGAAUCACUAUUGCACAACUUAUGUUCGCACCAAAACUAGCGAACCCAACCUCGAUGAUUUCGAGGGGAAUGUGGAUCUGCUACAUGAAAAUAAAGCCGGUAAAUCUAUUGGACCGGUCACGCAGUCAUCCUGGUUACGGCCAUAUGCCUUAGGCUUUCGUCAUUUGCUCAAGUGGCUCAGUGAACGAUACGGCUAUCCGAAAAUUUAUGUCACGGAGAACGGUACUUGUGUGUUAGGUGAGAAUGACUUGCCAGUGGAACAGAUUCUCAAUGAUGAGUUCCGUGUGAAGUACUUUGAUGACUACAUCCAUGCCAUGGCCAACGCGUAUACCCGUGAUGGAGUGAAUGUUCACGCUUAUAUGGCGUGGAGUUUGUUGGAUAACUUCGAGUGGGCUGAGGGAUAUGAAACCCGCUUCGGUGUCACUUACGUUGAUUAUAAAAAUGACCAGAAGAGGAUUUUAAAGAAAAGUGCGAAAUCAAUUGGCCCAAUCUUCAAGAAUCUUAUUGAGAAGGAUUGA
Penicillium taxi is the source of this 1446-nucleotide messenger RNA. RefSeq names its product Beta-glucosidase 1B. The record is from RefSeq and is a predicted model, not a curated record. The coding region runs from base 1 to 1446 and encodes 481 amino acids. The transcript is spliced from 4 exons. Gene Ontology annotation, biological process: carbohydrate metabolic process. Gene Ontology annotation, molecular function: beta-glucosidase activity. NCBI's taxonomy places the organism in Eukaryota, Fungi, Ascomycota, Eurotiomycetes, Eurotiales, Aspergillaceae.